Molecule: messenger RNA, 1659 nt
Organism: Euleptes europaea (tarantolino)
Lineage: Eukaryota; Metazoa; Chordata; Lepidosauria; Squamata; Sphaerodactylidae
Product: interleukin-1 receptor type 1-like
Exons: 10
Coding region: 1-1659 (552 amino acids)
Biological process (GO): regulation of inflammatory response; signal transduction
Molecular function (GO): interleukin-1, type I, activating receptor activity
Source: RefSeq, a predicted model, not a curated record
AUGAUCUCUCUGUUGUGGCUUGCAUGCUGGAUCUCUGGGGCUUAUUCAUUGCAUAAUAGGUCACGUAUUGUUGUCUUUGUGCCUGUAGGCGAGGCUGUGGCUAUCAGCUGUCCACUGUUAUCUUCUCAGAAAUCUAACAGCAGUGUGACUUGGUACAGAAAUGGUAGUGUUAUACCGCUAAUGGCAGAUGAGUACUUGAGGAUCCAUCAGCGAAGGAACCUGCUUUGGCUUAUCCCUGCCAAGACAGAAGAUUCAGGAUUUUAUGAGUGUCACAGAGGAAACUCAGAAAUCGACAGCAAGGAACUGCGGGUUUUUGAGAACGAUGAUGGUUUAUGUUUCAACAGAAAUGCAGCCUAUCCACAAAAACUGCCCUUAGAGAACAAUGGAAAUUUGGUUUGUCCUGAUAUGGAGUAUAUUGAAAGUGAAAAUAAUCCGCUUGUUUUGCAGUGGUCCAAGGCAUGCAGUCCAGGAUUAUUUGAAGAUAAGAGAUUUCAAGCUUUAGCACAUAGCCUUUCAAUUAAUGAUGUCAAUGAGAGCGAUAAAGGCAUCUAUGUGUGCCAAACAACACAUCUAUACAUGGGAAAACAAUAUAAUGUUUCCCGAGCCAUUAAUCUCAUUACUUACGCCUCUCCACAGAAGUUACUACAAAUUAUUUAUCCCCAAAAUAAUUCAAUUGAAGUAGAGCUUGGGUCCAGAGUUCUCAUAGAGUGUAACGCCUCUGGAGACACACAUGAGAUAUUUAUAUCCUGGGAGGUCAAUGGAACAGAGCCUGAAGAUUUUGACAACACGUUGGCAGUGGAAACGUAUAUUAGGCGUGAAUAUCUGCCUGGAAAAUGGAUAGUUGGAGCAAAAUUUAAUAUCUCUGUAAUGAAAAAUAAACACUACUUGGAGUUUCUGUGUUUUGUAUGGACUCCUACAUUUGAACCAACUGCUGUGUAUAUUAUGCUACAACCUCCAACUAAAAAUAUUCAGGGUUAUUUGAUUGGCGGACUGGUUUCACCCAUUCUUGUUAUCCUGGCUGCAGUUCUUACUUACAGAAUUUUCAAAGUUGACAUUGCUCUGUGGUAUCGACAGUCCUUUCAGCCUCUUCUCAGGAAAGAAGUUUCAGAUGGAAAGCUUUAUGAUGCUUAUGUGGUAUACCCCUCAAAAGUAGCGAACGGCAUAUAUUCAUCUGAUAUCUUUGUCCUGAAAGUGCUACCUGAAGUUUUGGAAAAACAGUGUGGAUAUAAUCUCUUUAUAUGUGGCAGAGAUGAUUUACCAGGGCAAGCUGUGAUCAGUGUUGUUGACGAAGCCGUCAGACUAAGCAGAAGAGUGAUCAUUGUGUUAGUACCAGGUUCAUGUUCCUCCCGCAUUCAGAGAGAUACCACUGAACAACAAAUAGCUAUGUACAGUGCUCUUAUUCGGGAUGAAAUUAAAGUUAUAUUGAUUUUGCUGGACAAAAUAAAAGACUAUGCCAACAUGCCGGAAUCUAUAAAGUAUCUGAAACAAAAACAUGGAGUGCUCGUAUGGAAAGGAGAUUUUUCAGAGCAGUCUCAGUUAGCAACUACAAAGUUUUGGAAAAAUGUGAGGUAUCGAAUGCCAAUUAGACAAAGUCCACCUUCCUUGGACCAUCACUCGCCGCCUGUGACUCUUACAACUUCUCGAAUAUCAGAAGGAUGA